AUGUCUCCAGCAACGGCGACAACAGAAGAAAAGCAAACACCUCACGACCUCACCGGCGUCAGUAACCCGUCUAGUAUUACGGGCAAACUCAGCACCUGGAUCCACGACACGACAAUCAGCUCCAUCCCCGACGACGUGGUAAGGCGGGCAAAGUACCUCAUCCUCGAUGGCAUUGCGUGCGGUCUGGUCGCUGCCCACUUACCAUGGUCCGAGGUUGCGGCGCGAGCAAUCUUUGACAUGGAACCAGAGGGUCAAUGCACGAUCAUCGGGUGGGGCGGGAGCAAGAAGCUGUCCCCGCUCGCAGCGAGUAUAUUGAACAGCACCUUCAUCCAAGGCUUUGAGCUCGACGACUACCACUCCACCGCACCUCUGCAUUCGUGCUCCAUUCUUCUCCCUGCUCUUUUCGCCGCCGCCGAGGCAGAGACCUCGCGCGUAUUCUCUGGUCAAGACUACCUCAAAGCUUUCAUCGUUGGCUGUGAAGUUGGUCCCCGUGUCGGGCUGGCCCUCCAUGGCGCAGAUCUCCUCUCGCGUGGCUGGCAUUCCGGAGCCGUCCAAGGGCCCUCAGCCUCUGCCGCUGCAGUAGCCUCGCUGUUGGACUUGUCGCCAGGUUACAUUGAGUCCGCACUGGGGAUAGCCUGUACACAAGCCGGUGGAUUAAUGUCGGCGCAAUUCGGUUCCAUGGCAAAACGUAUGCAACACGGCUUCGCGUCGCGCAACGGUCUCUUCGCAGCCUUGCUCGCGAAAGAAGGGUAUACGGGAAUCCAGGAAGUCUACGAGACACCCUACGGCGGAUUUCUCUCCAUGUUUUCCGAGGGAGUGACCAACUUUAGCCCAAAGUCCCUACCUGACGAGCUCAUUAGUGGGCUUGGGGAGAAGUGGGAACUACACGGUAUACGAGUCAAGCUGCACGCCGCCAUGGCCGCCCUACACGGGACGAUCGACUGUAUCGAGAAGCUACAGCGAGAACACGCGCAGCUCUUCGCGGCCGAGAAUCUAAGGAACAUUGAGGCGAUUACGACUCAGCAUUCUAAGCCGGCAUUCGAGCACGGCGGCUGGACCGCGCCGGCGAAUAAACCGCUCUCCUCGACCGCGGCCCAAAUGUCGAUCCAAUACGCGGCGGCCGCGCAGUUGGUCGACCACGAAGUCCUCAUGGCGCAGUUCGGCGCGGACAGGCUGAACCGCACGCUCCUACGCGAGCUGAUGGCCAAAAUAACCCCGACGCACAACCCAGAGCUCGACAGCGACCGGCGCAAGGGGUGGCGGACGGUCGUCGCGGUGCGGUUUGUCGGCGGAGAAACGGUCGUGGCCCAGGUCGAGGGUCCCAAGGGCAUUAUUCCCCCCGCGACCGACGAGGACAUUGUGAAUAAGUGGCGGAUGCUCGUGCGGACGUGCUUGACGAGGAGAGGCGGGAUCAGAUCGAGAAGUGUGUGUUGA
This is a messenger RNA of Cladophialophora psammophila CBS 110553, 1434 nucleotides long. RefSeq lists its product as uncharacterized. Gene Ontology annotation, molecular function: lyase activity. Bases 1 to 1434 code for a protein of 477 amino acids. The transcript has a single exon. The record is from RefSeq and is a predicted model, not a curated record. NCBI's taxonomy places the organism in Eukaryota, Fungi, Ascomycota, Eurotiomycetes, Chaetothyriales, Herpotrichiellaceae.